Messenger RNA from Aspergillus niger, 4215 nucleotides. RefSeq lists its product as hypothetical. The transcript has a single exon. NCBI's taxonomy places the organism in Eukaryota, Fungi, Ascomycota, Eurotiomycetes, Eurotiales, Aspergillaceae. Bases 1 to 4215 code for a protein of 1404 amino acids. The record is from RefSeq and is a predicted model, not a curated record.
AUGAAGGGACUUCAAAGUGGAAUAUCCAUUGCCAUGCUGGCUGCCAUGGCCAAGGCUUCACUGAUCUCGGGAGAAAGUGGUGUGGAUGGUGGCCAGGAGGCGUCGCUCCCGAUCACCAAUGGCUUUACGUCCACCGUGAAUGAGGAGCAUUCCGACGAUCAUUCAGUUGAUGUGGACGCGAAGAACAAGGUUGUGGACGAGCAUGCUCAUCACGGCCACCACUGGCCUAGGGAGGAAAUCAACCAGAAGGGCAGCGGAGAUAGCAACGAACAUUUCUACGACCCGCACACCAAUGUGAAGUCGAAGACGGUGAACGAGUCCCACGAAGGCGACCAUUCCGUUCAUAUCGAUAAGGACGAGAGCGCUGUGAAAGGCCCUGCCCACGGCCACCCACACCACCACGCGCGGUCGGAGCCUGACCUGAUCAGUGGUGAAAGUGGGAUUGAUACGGGCAACUCGGCAUCGUUGCCGGUGACGAACGGUUUCUCGUCCACUGUCAAUGAGGCGCACAGCGACGACCACUCGUCUAAGAUCAACAAGGACAAAACGGUUGUCGACGAGGAUAAGCACCACGGCCACCAUGGCCACCACUGGGUGAGAGACGGCAAGGAUUUGAUCAGUGGCGAGUCAGGCAUCGACACGGGCAACUCUGCGUCGCUGCCAUUUACGAACGGAUUUGCUUCCACCGUAAACGAGGCUCAUUCUGAUGACCACUCUACCGAUGUCAACAAGGAUAAGAACGUGGUUGAUGUGGAGCACCCGGAGCACCCGAAGCACCCGGAUCACCACCACCACUCGGUGCGAGGAAGCGAGGACCUCAUCAAGGGGGAAUCAGGCAUUGACACUGGAAACUCGGCUACACUGCCGAUCACGAAUGUGUUCACCUCUGGUGUAAAUGAGGCCUACUCGGAUGAUCACUCAGCGGACGUAAAUGUGGACAAGACCGCUGUACACCCCGAAGGCCAUGGCCACCACCACGGGGUUCGAGGCAGUGACGACCUUAUCAAGGGAGAGUCAGGAAUCGAUACUGGAAAUUCUGCUUCCCUACCGAUUACCAACGGAUUCUCGUCCUCUGUCAACGAAGCAAGCAAGGACGACCACGCGGUCGAUGCCAACAAGGAUGAUACGGCGAUCGUCAAGCCAGGACAUCCUGAAAAGCACAACCGCCCGCACCACCACCCCCGCGGUGAUCAUGACGAACCCACUUUGAUCAAUGGCGAGUCUGGCAUUGAUACUGGAAACUCCGCCUCGCUGCCUAUUACAAACGCAUUCUCCUCCAAUGUCAACAAAGCAAGCAAGGAUGACCACGCGGUUGAUGUCAACAAGGAUAACACGGCUGUGGUUGAGCCGGGCCACCCUGAAAAGCACUACUGGCCGCACCAUCACCCCCGAGGUGAACGGGAAGAGCCCACUCUGAUCAAUGGAGAGUCUGGCAUCGAUACGGGGAAUAGUGCGUCUUUGCCAUUCACCAAUGUGGUCAGCUCCCAGGUCAACGAGGCUAGCAAGGAUGACCAUUCUGUGGACGUAGACAAGAAGAAGAGCGUGCUCAACGACGCGGGUCAUGCGCACCCCGAUCACCACAACUUCCCUCAUCCCCAUGUUCCACGGGAUCUGAUCUCCGGAGAGUCUGGGAUUGACACUGGAAAUGAAGCCGUUAUUCCUAUCACGAACAUCUUCAGCUCUACGGACAAUAAGUCCUACGAUGACAACCACUCUGCAGAUGUCAAUGUCAAGGACACCGAUGUUACCAAGCCCGAGCACGUCCCUCACCAUCAUCAUGGGCGCGACUUGAUCAAGGGGGAAUCCGGCAUUGACACCGGAAACUCAGCUUCACUGCCUUUCACCAACGCGGCGUCCAACGAAGUCAAUGAAGUAUCUAAGGACGACCACUCCACAGAUGUCAAGGAUAAGGACACUCUUAUCAAGACACCCUCUCACAAGCAUCCCCAUCCUCACUGGCCCCGUGACUUGAUAAAGGGUGAAAGCGGUAUUGACACGGGUAACUCUGCCAGUCUUCCGAUCACCAACAGCUUCGGAUCUCAGGUCAACGAAGCUAGUAAGGACGAUCACUCUGUGGAUGUUAACUCUAAAGACACUGUGGUCAAGUCCAAGCCGGAGCCGAAGCCGGUUCCAGUGCCAGUGCAUCACCCUCACGGACAUUGGCCCCGUGAUUUGAUCAAGGGCGAGUCAGGAAUCGACACUGGUAACUCUGCCAGUCUUCCGUUCACCAAUGGAUUCACAUCCCAGGUGAAUGAGGCCAGCAAGGAUGACCACUCCGUGGACGCCGACUUGAAAAACACUCUGGUCGAGGACAAGCAGAAGCCCAAGGCGGUGCCGGUGCCGGUGCCAGCCCACCAUACUCGCCCCCAUCCCCAUCUCCCCCGGGACCUGAUCAAGGGGGAAUCCGGAAUCGAUACUGGCAACUCUGCUAGUCUUCCCUUUACCAAUGGAUUUACUUCUCAAGUGAACGAAGCGAGUAAGGACGACCACUCUGUUGAUACAGACACGAAGAAUACUGUAGUCAAGACGAAGCCAGAGGCAAGGCCAGUGCCGGUGCCAGUUCCCGUCCAUGGUCAUCCUUACCCCCAUCACCCACGGGACUUGAUUAAGGGAGAGUCGGGGAUCGAUACCGGGAACUCUGCUACAAUUCCAAUUACCAACGCAUUUAGUUCUCAGGUUAACGAAGCUAGCAAGGAUGACCACUCAGUCGACGCUGACGUGAAGAACACGGCUGUGAAGGGGGUGCCUGUCCAUCAUGCCCGCCCUCACGAUCACCGCCCUCGCGAUCUGAUCAAGGGAGAAUCGGGCAUUGAUACUGGCAACUCCGCUAGCCUGCCAAUCAGCAACGGUUUCUCAUCACAGGUAAAUGAGGCUCACAAGGAUGAUCACUCCGUGGAUGAAGACAUUAAAGAUACGAGAAUUGAUCGGCCCGAGCACGGGCAUUUCCACGGACAUCCCCAUCUGCCCCGCGACUUGAUCAAGGGGGAGUCAGGAAUUGAUACGGGAAACUCUGCGACUAUCCCUAUCACCAAUGUUUUCUCGUCGCAAGUCAACGAGGCGAGCAAGGAUGACCAUUCCGUGGAUGCUGACUACAAAGACACCGUGGUGGAUGAGCCUCAUCGGCACCAUCACCGCGCAGAUGACAGCCUCAUCCAGGGUGAAUCUGGAAUCGACACUGGAAACUCUGCCAUUCUCCCGGUGACCAACGUAUUCAGUCAGGACACAAAUAAAGCUUCCAGUGAUGACCACUCUGUCUCUGCCAACGUCAAGGACACCGACGUGGACGCUCAUCAUGAAUCCGCUCAACCCCACGACUCGCAUGACUCGCACGAACAACAUGAUGAAGGUGUUGAUCCCAUUGCUCACUCCAGCGAAGAUGAUACGGCUAAGGAGGUUGACUCAUCAAGCUGUGCCUCACCAGUCAUCCAUGAAGUUGUCCACACAGUUACCCGCACGUUGAGCGGUGGUCCGAGUCGGAACACUGGGCUAUCUGAUCACGCAGGACAUGGGGCGCCUGUCUUCAACGAGCCUUUCACAGGAGCCGCUGAUGCUGUUGCUCAAUCAACACCAGCCUACAAUGCACCUGAAGUCGCCGCAGGAGCCGCACAGUCUACACCCUUUUUCAAUGCCCCGGCUCAGCCUACCGGGCCCAGCAUCGAGUCCAUUCCCAUGUACAACGCACCUGCCGAGUCCACCCCAGCUGCCGCCCCGUCUAACCCCGUUUACAAUGGCGCAGCUUCCAUGGCCGAUCCCACUGGUGUAUCAGCCCUAUACAACUCUGAACCCUCGGAACCAGAGCACGGCCCUGACGCCGUAGCAUCCUCUGCUGCCCAACAGCCUGUGGCUAUGAGCUCCAACGCCGCAAUGGGCCCUGCUCCCACUGACCCCAUACCCGGCAACCUGGAUACUGUUGCUUCAACCAUCACCAUCCAAGAGGCCUCCACCUUCCACAUGAUCCCCGUCUACGUUCCCGCACCAACUGAAGCCUUCCGUGGAGCAGCGGACGCUAGCAGCCUUGGUCUGCCUACACCCAAGCCCAGCGGUGCUGCCGCCUUCGAGCCAUCUUUCCGCUACGACUUGCCGGGACCGUCCUCCACCCCGAACCCCUCGACGAACAGCAUCAUGUUUACCGGCGCAGGCGCACAGGUGGCUCCGGCGCACGGUUUCUUCCCCAUCGUCACCGGUCUGGUUGCCCUUCUGGCCCUCGUCUUGUAA